AUGACUGUAGACGACAACGACGACGACGAUGGUGUUAUAACACUACUUAUUGUGUCCCGCCGUUUUGAUAAGGAUUAUCUAGGCCUACAAGCUGACCUUAUGUACAGUCUAAAUGAUCUGGGACCUUCUUCUUCCACUGCUAAUUCCGCUACACCAUCGGGUAUACGAGGAUCUAUAAAUGUCCUAUUGAAUCGUGCUGACACUGGUUAUGUUCGAAAGAUUGUUAAGUUCGCUAAUACUGUCACUGGAUCUACAAUACUCUCGACAACUGCUUGUUACUUCUUAGGAUAUAUGGAUACUUAUGAUACUAUACCUUUCAUCACAGCCUUAACUACAAUGUGGGUCGGUAAUAAUAAGGGAUAUAUACAACUCACACUAGAGGUGGUCAUGUAUGCCUCUGCCACUUAUCUCUAG
Perkinsus marinus ATCC 50983 is the source of this 414-nucleotide messenger RNA. RefSeq lists its product as hypothetical. Lineage: Eukaryota; Perkinsozoa; Perkinsida; Perkinsidae. The record is from RefSeq and is a predicted model, not a curated record. The transcript is spliced from 4 exons. The coding region runs from base 1 to 414 and encodes 137 amino acids.